AUGACUGAAAAGGUUGAUGCUCAUGUGAGUGUCGUCAGUAGUGGAAGAUUGGCACCCGAGAGCCACCAGUUCGACUUGAAUGCGGUCAUGUCCAAGGCUGUUUCUCUCGGUGAUGUUGCGGAGCAGUUUACCUCGGACCAGAAGUUCUAUAUUUUGCAACAACUCGGCUACGAGCAUCUUGAGUCUUUUGAGGACCUUCCCGUCAAUGCCACUUACAUGUUGGAGAAGAUCGCCUCUUUGAGUACAGAAGAGGCCGUGGAAAUCAUCAAUGAGGCCCUUGACCAGCACGAGGGAGACUUGAACCUUAGUAUGGCGAGGUUGGACUUCAUGAAAGCUCUCGUGGACUACAACACUGCUGGUCGGGUUUCUACUUCCAAAAAGACAGGCGUGACUGAAGAAAAGUCUGAGAUCCAGCAGACUGUGGAGUCGUUGGACGAGCUCUCGUCUGAUGCCUCUGGAACCUUCAACAAAGCAGAGCCCUUUGCUAUCUUUGACUGGGAUCUUCAGGUGAAAACCCAGGCUGGUAUCAUCGGUUUUUGGUCAAUCUACCCCGAGGUAAGAUCUGUUGCCCAGCCGUUCGAUGACCAGGUGCCUUGUGAGACUUUCCGUGUGUAUGUCCUCGGUCUUUUGUGGACCAUCAUUGGGUCCUUCAUCAACCAGUUCUUCACCGAAAGAAUGCCCAGUAUUGGUUUGUCUACCGCAGUGGUGCAGCUCUGUAUGUUUCCUUGUGGUAAGUUUUUGGAGAAGGUUCUUCCAGCCUGGGAUGUGAAGAUCUGGAAGUGGAAGUUCAACUUGAAUCCUGGUCCGUGGAGUGCCAAAGAGCAAAUGUUGGCCACCCUUACAUACUCUGUCAGUGGAGGCACAAUUUACGUUUCCUACAACCUUCACAAUCUCCAGUUGGACAAGUUCUACGGGGUCAAAUGGGUUGACUUCGGAUACCAGAUCAUUUUGACGCUCAGUACCAGUUUCAUGGGAUUCGGCUUGGCUGGUAUUGUCAGGAAGUUUGUUGUUUAUCCUGUCAACUGUCUCUGGCCCAGUAUCUUGCCCACAGUUGCCCUUAACAGAGCCUUGUGUCAACCAGAGAAGAAGAGUAAUAUCAGCGGCUGGAGGAUUUCCAGUUUUUCCUUCUUUUUGAUCGUCACCGCCGGAUCCUUCCUAUACUUCUGGAUCCCCAACUUUUUGUUCACGGCGCUUUCAAAGUUCAACUGGAUUACGUGGAUUGCUCCUAACAACUUCAACGUGGCUGCCAUCACCGGAUCCCAGUCAGGAUUGGGCCUCAACCCUAUCACCACUUUCGACUUCAACAUUAUUCUUUACAGCUCCCCUCUUGCGCUUCCUUUUUUCACAACCUUGAACUACUACAUUGGAGCUGUGAUUGGUAUGUUUUGCAUUAUUGGAAUCUGGUGGACAAACUACAAGUGGACUGCCUAUCUUCCAAUCAAUUCAAAUGCGUUGUUCACACGUACUGGAAAGAGGUACUCUGUGACCUCUAUCUUGAACGAGGACUACCUCUUGGACAACGAGAAGUACCAGAAAGUUGGCCCUCCUUUUUACACAGCUGCCCAGCUCGUUUCAUACGGUGCCUUUUUUGCCUUGUACCCAUUUACCGUGUUCUACAUUGGAGCCACAAAUUUCAAGCAGCUUGCGUUUGCAACCAAAGGGUUUUUGAAAAUGUUCAAACUCAAGAGAACCUCCACUUACGAUGGCUACAACGAUCCCUUCAGCAGGUCUAUGGCUAAAUACAAGGAGGUGCCUGAGUGGUGGUUCACGAUCAUCUUGGUGAUUUCAUUGGUGCUUGCCAUCUUAGCCGCCAAAAUCUACCCAUCACAGGCCCCAGUGUGGUCGAUUUUCUUUGCCUUGGGUAUCAACUUUGUCUUUUUGAUCCCCAUCUGUAUCUUCUACGCACAGACCGGCUAUUCCUUUGGUCUUAACGUUUUGGUGGAGUUGAUUUACGGUUACGCCAACCCUGGCAAUGGUUUGGGUCUCAACUUCGUCAAGGCCUACGGAUAUGUCAUUGAUGGCCAGGCCGAAAACUACAUCACCAACCAGAAACAGGCACACUACAUGAGAAUCCCACCCAGAUCCCUUUUCCGUCUCCAGAUGAUCUCCGUUUUCAUCCACUGCCUUGUGCAAUUGGGUACCUUCAACUUGCAAAUCAACACCAUCGAGGACUACUGUGAUCCUAGACAGUCACAAAACUUCAGCUGCCCUCUGUCCAGAACCUUCUAUUCUGCGUCCAUUCUCUGGGGUGUGAUUGGACCCAAGAAGGUGUUUGGCGGGCUCUAUCCCGUUUUGCAGUGGUGCUUCUUGAUCGGCUUUUUGUUGGUCUUUCCAUGUGUGUUGUUGAAGAGGUACUUCAACAGAAACAGCUUUGUCAAGUAUUUCCACCCUGUGCUUGUCAUCCAGGGCUUCAUCUUGUGGGCUCCUUACAACUUGUCUUACAUCACACCAGGCCUUUACGUGAGUUGGACAUUCAUGUCGUACAUCAAGCGCCGGUACGAGGCCUGGUGGGCCAAGUACAAUUACAUUCUUGCUGGGGGGUUGACCGCAGGUAUAGCCUUUUCCAGUAUUAUCAUUUUCUUUUCCCUCCAGUACCACUCCAAGCUGGUGGUGUGGUGGGGUAACACUGUGAACAAACAGGGUCUCGAUUACAUUGGACCACCCCGUUUGAACGCUACUCUCGAGGCGCCAGAGGGUUACUUUGGGCCUCGUGUGGGCAACUUUCCAUGA
This is a messenger RNA of Candidozyma duobushaemuli, 2730 nucleotides long. RefSeq names its product OPT family small oligopeptide transporter. The record is from RefSeq and is a predicted model, not a curated record. Gene Ontology annotation, molecular function: oligopeptide transmembrane transporter activity. The coding region runs from base 1 to 2730 and encodes 909 amino acids. The transcript has a single exon. Lineage: Eukaryota; Fungi; Ascomycota; Pichiomycetes; Serinales; Metschnikowiaceae. Gene Ontology annotation, biological process: transmembrane transport.